ACCGUUCAACUUUCUGUCUCCCAAUAAAAAAAAAAAAUCAAUUCUAGGGUUUGUUCGUUAUUUCGUUUUCCUCUUCCAAAAUCCAUUUUCGAAUUUGACCCUUCUUUCUUCGCCGGAGAGAAGGGAGAAGAUGAGAGGUUCCUCCAACGACGCCGAUCUAUUCGACCCCAAGACGGAGAUGGAUUCCAAUUUCUCUCGCCACGGCUCUUCCUCCUCCUCCUCCUCCGAAGGCGAUUUCGGAUUUGCCUUCAACGACAGCAACUUCUCCGACCGUUUGCUCCGGAUCGAGAUCAUGGGCGGGGCGUCGGAUUCCAGGUCUGAUAUUGGGGAAGGAGGGUGCACGAGUAUUGCCGAUUGGGCUCGUCAUCGCAAGAGGAGAAGAGAGGAGAACAAGAAGAAGGAUAAUGGUGUUACGGUUUCGGACAUUGUGGCAUGUCCUGAAGAGCAGAUUAUAACUGAUAAUAACCAACCUGAUAUGGAUGAUUGUCCUGGUGGUGAUGAAGAAGGAGAGGCUAUGGUGGAAGAGGAGGAGACUCUCUCAGGUGAUGACGAUGCAUCUAGUGAGCCAAAUUGGGGAAUGGACCAUUCUACUGUUGUUAAUGUUAAGGAAUUGCAUAUUAGCUCUCCUAUCUUGGCUGCUAAAAGCCCUUUCUUCUACAAGCUCUUUUCUAAUGGAAUGAGGGAAUCAGAACAAAGACAUGUAACCCUUAGAAUCAGUGCACAAGAGGAAGGUGCUUUGAUGGAACUUUUAAACUUUGUGUAUAGCAACUCUCUAACUGUCACAACAGCACCUGCUUUGUUAGAUGUGCUUAUGGCUGCUGACAAGUUUGAGGUUGCUUCCUGCAUGAGGUAUUGCAGUAGACUUCUCCGCAAUAUGCCUAUGACUCCCGAUUCCGCUUUGCUCUAUCUCGAGCUCCCCUCCAGCGUCUUAAUGGCGGAAGCUGUCCAGCCUCUAACUGAUGCAGCAAAACAGUUCCUUGCCUCGCGCUUCAAGGAUAUCACCAAGUUCCAGGAGGAGGUUAUGGCCUUACCCUUGGCCGGAAUCGAGGCGAUACUAUCAAGCGAUGAUCUCCAAAUUGCUUCUGAGGAUGCUGUUUACGACUUUGUGUUGAAAUGGGCGAGGGGACAGUACAGUUCGUUGGAAGACCGUAGAGAGAUUCUUGGCUCACGCCUUGCCCUCUACAUCCGCUUCCCAUACAUGACGUGCAGAAAACUCAAAAAGGUACUAACAUGCAGUGACUUUGAUCACGAAGUAGCGUCAAAGCAGGUCCUAGAAGCGCUCUUCUUCAAAGCAGAAGCCCCGCACAGGCAACGCAUCCUAGCCGCGGAAGGAUCAGACUCAGUGAACCGCCGUUUCAUAGAGAGGGCUUACAAAUACAGACCUGUGAAAGUCGUCGAGUUCGAGCUUCCUCGUCCGCAGUGCGUAGUGUACCUGGACUUGAAGCGAGAGGAAUGCACAGGACUGUUCCCUUCGGGGAGAGUCUACUCUCAGGCCUUUCACUUAGGUGGUCAAGGCUUCUUCCUCUCUGCUCAUUGUAACAUGGACCAGCAAAGCUCGUUCCACUGCUUUGGUCUCUUCCUUGGGAUGCAAGAGAAAGGAGCUGUGAGCUUUGGUGUGGACUACGAGUUCGCGGCUAGAGAGAAGCCUUCUCAGGAUUACGCUUGCAAAUACAAAGGGAACUACACGUUCACUGGUGGCAAAGCUGUUGGUUACAGAAACCUCUUUGGGAUUCCUUGGACUUCGUUCAUCGCUGAGGAUAGUCAAUACUUCAUCAAUGGCAUUCUCCAUCUCCGAGCUGAGCUCACCAUUAAAAGAUCAACAGAACUUCACUGAUCAACAACUCUCGACUCUCUCUCUCUCUCUCUGUUUCUCUCUCUCUCCUCUUCAUGUAGCAGCUCAAACCAAGAGUGUCUUUUGUAAUUUGCUUACGAGCAGUAAAAGAGUAUCCACGCUGUAAAUUUAAUUGGAAGUUAACUUAUCUAUUUGCACUAGUUUCUCUUUA
Raphanus sativus (radish) is the source of this 2003-nucleotide messenger RNA. Its product is annotated as BTB/POZ domain-containing protein At2g46260. Bases 131 to 1834 code for a protein of 567 amino acids. The transcript is spliced from 6 exons. The record is from RefSeq and is a predicted model, not a curated record. Gene Ontology annotation, cellular component: nucleus. Lineage: Eukaryota; Viridiplantae; Streptophyta; Magnoliopsida; Brassicales; Brassicaceae. Gene Ontology annotation, molecular function: protein binding. Gene Ontology annotation, biological process: response to red light.